AAAAAAAAAAAAAAAAAAAAAAAAAACAGAGUACUCUGUAUUAUUAGAAAAAGAGAGAAAAUAAAAACAGAGGUUUAUUGUUGUUGUUGGUUGUUUAUGAUCGAAGUAAAAUAAAAGGAAUUCAGAAAAAUUGUCCAAAUUCAAACAAAAAAAAAAGUAAAAGAAAAUCGAACAUCUCUCUAUAUUUCUCUGCAUCUUAAGUAGUUGCAGAAAGAAGAGAGAGAUGUCAGCAGGGUGGUUUGACAACGCCAGCUGCCUUCAAACCCCUUAUAAAAUGAUCAUGAAUGAAGAUGAUUCUUUCAUACGAUCAAAACAGGGCAUUGUUUCUUUACUUAGCUCUGAUUUUAACAACUCUUCUUCUUCUUUCAACAACAAUUCUAUUCGGAGAACUCUCUCUGCUGCUGACAUGUCGUCGCCACAAAAAUGGAUCACUCCUCAUUCUUCCCCUUCUUCUUUCAAGAGGGUUCAUUCCUCGCUCGCCUUAGGCGAGCAUCAUCACAACAACAUUGCUGAUGAUAAUAAUUAUGAUCAUGACAACAACAACAACGUGGGUGGUCAGGCAUUUGAGGAAAUCUGGAGUUCUAUUCAAGCUGACAAGAAGAGUUGGGGUUCUAUUCUUUCUCCUGGAAAGACUGAUGGGUCUGGGUCUGGGUCUAAGUCCGGGUCUGAGCCGGGUCAGCUUCCUGCGCCGUAUGUUCACCCUUUGGCGAAGCGUUCGAGCUCCCUUAGUGAGAAGAGCCUUGAGAUUUGUACUGAGAGUCUCGGGUCAGAGACCGGGUCUGAUGGGUUCUCCUACCCGCCUUCGGACCCCGAGGACGAGCACGAGCAGGUGGAGGAAGAGCAGGAGAAGGAGAAGGAGAAAGAGCAAGAAGAGGUAGAGGAGAAAGGAAAUGUUAUUGUAGAAGUGGGUAAUUAUAAUUACAAGUGCAACAACAACAACAACAGCAGCUUGAGGGGUCCCGCUGUAAAGAGGUCAAUGAUGGUCCCUCUUGUAAGGCCGUCAUUCCCUCCUCCUCUCCCUUCAUUGGCUCACCGAGACGAUGGGUCCAACCUCCACAUACGGUCCCACCGCCAAGACGGCCGCCUUGUCGUUGAAGCUGUCGCAGUUCCUUCUCAGAACUGCUUCCGUGCGCAACGACAAGACGGGCGCUUGCUUCUAACUCUCAGUACCAGUACUACUACUACUACUGAUGAGCAUGAACUGGAACAAAGUGAGGAGAUACUCGAGGCUGCUAUCGUAGAGAAUUAUGAUCACGAUGAAGAGGUAGACGAGGAGGAGGAAGAAGAAGAAGUAGGAGGUGAAGAGGUGUUGGCUAUACCGAGAGGGGUGAUGAAUGUACAAAGGUCAUGCACGGCAUUUACAAUGAGUAAGCUCAUGGAGUUAACAAAUACACGGAACAACUCCACAUGGCCUCGCAAAUACAACAAAACAGUCAUCAAAACUCUUGACGACAAUGAGGAAGAGAUAGAGGAUGAAGAGGUGGAUGAGUUGGCAGUGACGCGAUCAUCACUGCCACCUCAACCAAGGGUGAGCGCGAGCACAGCCACUGCUGCUGCAGUCGCCCUAAAUGCCUACGAGUACUACUGGCGACGGAGCAAUAGCCCCGCGGCAGCAGCAGUGGCUAUGCUCAAUCCACUUGUAGGGCACAAGAAUAAUAACAAAAAUUGUGCCCCGCAAGUGGAAAAGGAUGAUACCAAAAGGAAUAACAACAAGUUGCUUUAUGCCGCCCAUAAUAGAAAGGGAGAAGCAUUAGCACAACAAGAGGUGGUACUACUGAAAGCUGCUGCUACAGGUAGAGGAGGAGAAGGAGGAGGAGCAACAGCGGCCGAAAAGGCGGAGUAUCUUGUUCCCUUGAUGCUUAGAGGCUGUAAAGAACCCAAGAGGUCACUCUUGUUCUGGAAGCCUCCUUGCAUUGCUACCUCCUAAACUCAUCACCUUUCAAUAAUCACCAUUUUCCAACAUCACUAAUCACUUAAUUCCACCAUUUACAUAAUCCUUAAUUAGCUUAUUACUAUCCAUUGCAAUUUAAGCCCUCUUUUCAAAUUAGUUGUAAUUUCAUUCCAACCUAUCAACUACGUGAUCACUUUAAUUUAUUGCCAUUUUUAGAAUUUUUAAUUUAUUAGGCCAUCUCAUCGAGGUAUCUUAUCAUGUUGUAGUUCAAUAAAUUUUGCGAAAUCCUUUGUAAAGGAGAAGAAUUUAGUUUUA
This is a messenger RNA of Chenopodium quinoa (quinoa), 2206 nucleotides long. Its product is annotated as protein FAF-like, chloroplastic. The transcript is spliced from 2 exons. The coding region runs from base 224 to 1927 and encodes 567 amino acids. Lineage: Eukaryota; Viridiplantae; Streptophyta; Magnoliopsida; Caryophyllales; Amaranthaceae. The record is from RefSeq and is a predicted model, not a curated record.